AUGGGUAGAAUACCGCAUAACAUGAAAGGUGGGAUAAUGAAGAUGGGUAGAAUACCGUAUAACAUGAAAGGUGGGAUAAUGAAGAUGAGUAGAAUACCGUGUAACAUGAAAAGUGGGAUAAUGAAGAUGGGUAGAAUACUGCAUAACAUGAAAGGUUGGAUAAUGAAGAUGGGUAGAGUACCGCAUAACAUGAAAGGUGGGAUAAUGAAGAUGGAUAGAAUACCGUAUAACAUGAAAGGUGGGAUAAUGAAGAUGGGUAGAAUACCGCAUAACAUGAAAGGUCGGAUAAUGAAAAUGGAUAGAAUAUCGUAUAACAUGAAAAGUGGGAUAAUGAAGAUGGGUAGAAUACCGUAUAACAUGAAAGGUGGGAUAAUGAAGAUGGGUAGAAUACCGCAUAACAUGAAAGGUGGGAUAAUGAAGAUGGGUAGAAUACGGUAUAACAUGAAAGGUGGGAUAAUGCAGAUUGGUAGAAUACCGUAUAACAUGAAAGGUGGGAUAAUGAAGAUGGGUAGAAUACCGUAA
Lottia gigantea (owl limpet) is the source of this 522-nucleotide messenger RNA. RefSeq lists its product as hypothetical. NCBI's taxonomy places the organism in Eukaryota, Metazoa, Mollusca, Gastropoda, Lottiidae. The record is from RefSeq and is a predicted model, not a curated record. The transcript has a single exon. Bases 1 to 522 code for a protein of 173 amino acids.